Molecule: messenger RNA, 2278 nt
Organism: Acanthoscelides obtectus
Lineage: Eukaryota; Metazoa; Arthropoda; Insecta; Coleoptera; Chrysomelidae
Source: the annotation of a GenBank genome assembly
AUAACAUCUUAGAAGUAUUUAAUAUCACAGAGCUCAAAAAGUGAAAUGUUGCAUGUGAAUAACGUGCAAAAGAUCAUUAUAUCCAACAAUUUGAUUAAUUUCCAAUUUAAGGUAUCACAUCCUGUAGCAGAAGAUUUUCAUUGCCGCCUUGUAAAUUUUAUGAUAAUUAGAAGUGAUAACACACUGCUCACUGUAUAAUCAACUAAUUACUACAUAUAUUAACUCUAUACACAUAAGAGUGGCAAGUUGAAGUGCGGUAGAUCAUGGGCAGAUCAAGAGACACGUGGAGUGAUAAUAUUCAAUGGUUUUAUUGAAACUUUCCUUUAAAAAAUGAAGUCUGCUGCUGAUGGCGCUAAGAUAUUUCAGAUCCGUUUCUGGAUGCUGAAUACUAUAUACAGGGUGACUUCGAAGUUGAGUCAUUUAUUUUAACAAGGCGAACAGACACCUCUUAUGCUUGAACGCUAAAGACAUGCUCAAAAGUUACAUUCCCGUCUUGAUCUGGCUGCCACAAUACAACUAUGGAUCCUUUUUCCAAGAUCUGUUAGCUGGCUUCACAGUAGGGCUCACGGAAAUUCCACAGGGCAUUGCUUAUGCUAUAGUGGCAGGUCUACCUUCUCACUAUGGACUGUACAGUGGCUUCAUGGGCUGCUUUAUCUACUUCAUCCUCGGUAGCGCUAAAGAUAUCAAUAUUGGACCGACCGCGAUAAUGGCCCUCAUGAUACAACCACAUGUCGGAACAAUGGGACCAGCAGGGGCUGUUUUAAUAACUUUCUUGUCUGGUCUGAUUAUUUUUAUCUGUGGACUUUUCCAACUUGGUUUUAUCGUAAAUUUCUUCUCAUACCCCAUUAUCGCAGGCUUCACGACAGCUGCGGCCCUCAACAUAGCCUCUUCCCAAAUAAAGUCGCUUUUUGGAAUUGCAGGAAAAUCCGAUAGUUUUCUAGCAGCUUGGGUAGCUUUGUUUAAACACAUUGGAGAGGCUAGACUAUGGGAUACGCUGUUGGGAUGCUUCACGAUUAUUUUUCUCGUAAUUGCGAAGGAAAUUAGAAGAUAUGGUACUUUAAAACGGCGUCCGGAAUGGACAUCUAGAAGAAACACAAUUGGAAUUUGCAUAUAUUUGUUUUCAUUGGCCAGUAACGCUAUUGCUGUCAUAAUUGCCUCUGCCAUGGCUUAUUGUUUCGCUCAACAGGGAUAUCAGCCUUUUAAGCUCACAGGAAAUGUGGACGGUGGUCUGCCCAAUUUCACUUUACCAUCAUUCAGUACUACUUACAACGGAACGUACUAUUCUUUCACGGACAUGAUGGAAAAUUAUGGAGCUUUGGUGAUAUUUUGCCCACUAAUUGCAAUUUUAGAACAUAUCGCUAUAGCUAAAGCAUUUUCUAAAGGCAAGACCCUGAACGCAUCCCAAGAACUGAUAGCCUUGGGGUUCUCUAACAUAAUGUCCUCCUUCGUGCAAUCCAUGCCAGUUACAGGGUCCUUUACGAGGACAGCAAUUAACAAUGCAUCCGGAGCUAGAACCCCAGCGUGUGGCAUAAUCACUGGUGCCAUGGUACUUCUCGCGUUGGGAUUUCUCACCAGUACCUUCCAGUACAUCCCUAAAGCAUCCUUAGCUGGUGUUAUUGUUGUUGCUAUGUACUAUCUUUGCAAUUUUCAAGCGUUCAUGAUGAUGUGGAAGAGUAAAAAGAUGGACCUAGUUCCUUUGACAGCAACGCUAUUCUUCUGUCUUCUGAUCAACCUUGAAUACGGAAUUCUGAUUGGCAUAGCUAUCAAUAUGACUUUCGUAUUGUACGCUUCCGCAAGACCAAAGCUAGACUUGGAAGAACAUUUGCCCAACGUGUAUAUGAUAAAACCCAAAACUGGCUUGUACUAUACUGCGGCGGAAUAUUUUAGAGAAUUCAUAUUGCAAAAUUGCUUGACGGAGAAGAGUACUGUUGUCAUUGAUGGAAGAUAUAUUGGGAAUAUUGACUCCACUGUAGCUAAGAGCUUGAGUACACUAAAUGAGGAGCUGAAGUUGAGAGACCAAAAGCUUUUAUUCUGGAAUUUCAAGGAUUCUGUGAAAGAUACGUGCAUAGGAGUUAAUGGGACUUUGUCGUCAAUUUUAGUAGAUGGGGAGUUACAAGAAGUAUUGGAAAAGACCGAGUAAUCAAAGUAUAUCAAUUUUAGUAAUGCUUAUACAUUGUAUUGUUUCUUCAUAAUGAAGUUGUAAUUUCUGUAUUUCCUUUCUGGAACAUUGUAAUUAUUGUACCUAUUUGUCUAUUGUAUAUUUUGUGUAAGAAUAAAU